This is a messenger RNA of Penicillium bovifimosum, 738 nucleotides long. RefSeq lists its product as uncharacterized. The record is from RefSeq and is a predicted model, not a curated record. The coding region runs from base 1 to 738 and encodes 245 amino acids. NCBI's taxonomy places the organism in Eukaryota, Fungi, Ascomycota, Eurotiomycetes, Eurotiales, Aspergillaceae. The transcript has a single exon.
AUGUUACAUGACUAUCAAGAGGGCGUUGUGUCGGAGGAAGGUGCAAAUCCGUUUCUCGAGCACCUUCCUCCUGAUACGCCCGUCUACCGCUAUGAUCGACAGUGCAAUAUUGAGAGCCUCCUUCCUCCGUAUUCGGUCGAGGAUCGCUUCGUUGUCUUCAAACAUUUCCCGUCGGAGAUAUUCGCCGAAUGCGAGGAAGUAUUACCACAACGCUGCGAUUAUUCACCACCACUUCAGAUCCUUAUCAUCACAAUGCCUGGUCCACAGCAUGAGGAGGCGGCUGUAAGUUUCGAGGCAAUGAUUGUGAUACUUGCCGAGAAGAUGCAAGUCUUUCGACGAAUUGCGGGCUGCGGAGCCACUCGAAUCGAUACUCCUGGCCGAAGCAAGCAGGCAGACAGGUCAUGGAAGCCGGCCCGUCAAGGAAGGAAAUUUCCAACGGUGGCAUUGGAAGUCGGCUUUUCAGAGACAACUGCAAAACUAGAAAAGGACGUCGCUUGGUGGAUCAACGAAUCGGAAGGCGAAGUGAGAAUGGGGGUCACAGUCGACAUCAAUAGAGGAUCAGGUUGCAUUGAAAUCGAAUCCUGGACCCCGGCAUUCGACCCAUCAACACAACUCGACUAUGUCACAGUAAGCGGCAGCCACGUCGUCAAAGGACACGUCAACAAUCUCCCACCACCUCAGAUCGCCCAGAGAGUUCUCUGCAGGAGAGGGCGAGAUGGCUCCCGAUCCUACGAUUGA